Molecule: messenger RNA, 5563 nt
Organism: Cydia fagiglandana
Lineage: Eukaryota; Metazoa; Arthropoda; Insecta; Lepidoptera; Tortricidae
Exons: 28
Coding region: 59-5506 (1815 amino acids)
Cellular component (GO): membrane
Source: RefSeq, a predicted model, not a curated record
CAAAUAUAAUGAAAUAAACAAACAUAAGCAAAUCUAAUGAACACAAAAAUCCGCCAAAAUGGCGUACCUCGCUCUCCUUUGGAAAGCGCGAACUAUAGAAAAAUACAGACUGAAAUAUGAAAAGGAGAAAAUGAAUUCGAUAAAUUCCAAGGCAGAAUUAUCGAGCAGUUUAUAUCAAAAAUGGACCGUGUACCGUAAUGAUUCGCAGAAGAAAUUCGAGCAAAUUUACAGAAGCUUAUGCCCUGAGGGUUCGAGACUUGCGAAUUCGUGCAUUUCUCUGAGGGAAAAUUCAAGUUUUGUUUUAAAAGUUGUGAUUGGUAUUGUCGGGGGAAUUUCGACAUAUUUUCUUUACACUGUCUUCGUUUGUCAGAGUGUUUGGACAGUUUUGGGUUGGGCUAUUGGUUUGGCAAUAACUUUGGGCGUCGUUUUUAGUUCCACAGUCAGGUCCUUGUUUCUCCUGCUAAUACCUGGACUGUUCUCACGCGUCGGCCGGUACACCCUGGCCUGUUACGCCUUGAUCCUCAUCCUCACUGGACCGGCUGCCAACACUUUGAAGAACCUGGACACCCUGUCUGCUUCUUUGGCUUGUGGGCAGGAACAUAUAAAAACCAGUGUCAAAGAGAUCAAGGAAUCCAAACAGAGCCCUCUGAAUCUGAUCCAAGAAACGAUGAGCGAUACCAUAGAGAAGAUCGAAUAUUUGGCUGUAAACAUGAAGAGCUUGGUUGUGCGGAUACGUCGCCUGGUCAUGAGUAUGGCUCACGUCCUUCAAUCGUCUCUGUCCUGGCUAAAUGCCAUCGAACUGAUCUGCAACGAAAAACUAGGAACACCAUACGAGCACUGCACCAAAAUCCUUACCCAAGGAACGGAAGAUUGUGAUAAAAAAAAUCUGAAACUGUCAAACCAAUGGGAUUGGAACCUGAUAGUGAAAUCUGUGUGUUUUAAUCGGAGUCUAGAAGAGCCGAUUUGCGUGGUUGGGGAUUUUACGAAGGCGAGCAUUGUGGCUACUGUUAAAAAAAAAUUAAACACAUACUCAACCCGCCUGCAAUCCCUGCUAUCCGUCGACAUUCAUAUCCGCCGCUCCCAUUCUUGCUGGAACGGCAGCCAGCCCGUCAGCCAAGCGACCACCGGCGUCAUUACAGACCUGCGCAACCGAGCUGACACGCUGCUGGCCUGGCUGUCUUGGACCUACGCGCUUACUGGCUUGUUCCUGAUGCUCCUUUUACUUAGAGCAAAGUACUACCUACUCAUGUUCAGGACUCGAUCCCGAUUUGACAACCGCUACGUGACAAAGGAGCUUCGUGAGCUGGACCUGAAGAGACAGAGGCAAGGCAGGGUGACAGUCCUGCCUCUGAAUACUAGGGAGAGGGCUAAAUACGUUGCGACCUCGUCUAUCCGCCUGCUUCCUUCAGAGAGGAUGUACCUGACCAGAUCCAUCGUGUUCAUGGUGAUAACGACCCUCAAGCUGAUGAUACACAUGGUAGCCGACUACAGCCUUUAUUGGGUGCUGAUGAACGUACGGUACCAUGGCGGAGAGCAGACCUUCCAACCUACCAACCGCACAGAGAGAACCCUAGUGUCAGGCUCGGGUCCUCUGGCAGCGACGGUCCGCGUGGUGCUCGAAGCGAUAAGUGUGCCUCUUAAACUCCCCCCGACAUCCACGGCGGGCUGCCUGCCCGACCCCAACCCGCCGGAUUUGCAGCGAUACGCGCAGAUUGGAACCCUCAUUCUGCUGCUGUGGCUACUAGCGCUGUUCGAGCCAUAUGGCCUGAGACUGCGACACGUGAUCUCAGGCCACUACGAGCCAGAACGAGCUAAGGCUCGAGCAGUCUGGCUUUACUAUCACAUUAUUAGGACGAGAAGUGGUUUCCUGAAAUACGCUAGAAGGAAACUACACAGGCAAUUCAAAUACAUGUCGGAGGAGAAAUACACAUUUCAAAAUUUGCUAAAUAAUUGUAUACCAUGCCAGUGGCUACGGACUUUGCUAGGAGUGGGACCAGCCGAGCCGCAUUGCUUGCUAUGCUGUACGAAACACCGUCAAGAAGAUCUCGAUCGACAUCUGAAAAGAUGUGAAACUCCCUCGUGCCCCGGAGUGUACUGCGCCCGGUGUUUCAUAGACAUCGGUCAGCUCUGCACGAUCUGCUACUCGCCCGAAGACUACGGCGACCUUAGCGAUGUCAGCCUGGAAAAGUUUACAUCUGAUGACAACAGAAGUGACGGUUCUGAUUAUGACGGUGAUGAUAAUAUACCUCUCAUGGGAACGCAAGAUUACGAAGUAAAUGAAGAUGAAAAAGGCACAUGGAUUAAUGGUAAUAAAAGAAACAAUAGUAGCGUAUUUUCGUAUUCAAGCGGUGGUAAUCAAGAAUCAACACCGCUCUUAGAUUGUGAUUUUUUGAACAAAGAUUACGCUCAACAAGGAAUGAUUAAAUUGAAAUUUAAUAAUACUUUUAGUCUACAUAAAGUUGAUGGAGAUUUUUCAAUCAAGAGCGAAGCCGUAUUCAAGCCUAAGCAGAUUGAUAUGACAGAUGAAAUAAUGGCAGAUAAAAUGCUUGAAAGUAACGAGACAAACUUAUCGCCUUUAUACAAAAGUAGAAAAGCUCCAAUAGUUAUUGGAGAUACAGAUGUUACUGUAAACGGCAUAUCAUUUCCCAAACGAAAAUUAGGUGCUAUUAUGAAAAUGAUGAUGCUCCUAACUGCAAAGGAUGAGAACUGUAGUAAAUACAAACGUAAUGUUACUACCAAACACAAACCAUUCGAAUAUUUAGUCAUGGAAAUGUUCCAGCCUUCUCAGCUAUUUCACAGAAUAUCUGUAGCGAGACGUAAUAAAUGCAGUUGCGAUCGGUUUCAUGAUAAAACUAAAGAAAGGAAUGAAACCUCGGAAAAGGAAAUUCAAUUUUUGUUUGACCAACUAGGCUUUGCAAGGAUCUUGAAUAGUACGGAAGUCUUACGAAAUACAGAUUUACAGGCAGACUUCAACUUUGAAAAAUCUGAACCUAUUUUGAAAUAUAUACAAAGUGCCCAAGAAAGAAAAGAACAUACAUUGACGAAGCUGACUAAAAAUGUGUGGUCUGCAAGGCGUAAUGUAAAACGUUUCUUGGACAUCAAGAACACUAUAACUAACAGCGUUAUAGAAAGAUCAAAGUAUUUUAGAAUUAAUUAUGAUAAGAGGUUCAUUUGCAAGAAACGAAAACGCAAAAAUAAAAGUGGUAUAGGUUUAGCGCUUAUGUCAAUAGUCAGAAAAUUUUUCAGUAAUAAAUUGGUUGAUGAUGUCAUGGGUGACAUUGUAGAAGACACUUCCAGCGGGUUCGUGGAAGGAAAUAACGCAUCAGUCAACAAUAAGACGUCGCUUAAAGAAAGGAAACAAGCAUCGCACGAUGCGAUGGAAUUUGAAAGUCGUCUAGAACCCCCACAACAAGUGAAUGAAUGUAAAAAUUACUCGCACAAUUUAAGCAAUUCUAGAAAAGCGAAAGCUUUCGUUAUACGGGCUGCAGCAGACACAAGCGACAAUGAAUGUCCUUCUAAAGAAUCAAAUGACGUCAAUGAUAUAGAAAUGAAAAAAAAAUGUGACCUUAAAACUAGUACAGAUCAAACAAGAUGCCAAAAUACCAAAAAACUUGGAUUUUGGGAAAGUCUUCGUGUAAGAAGAAGAAGGACUCGUUCACCACAUUUAUUUUCUAUCAAUUUGAAAAACGAACCAUCUCCUAAUAACGUUUUUACGAAUCAUAAAAAGAGGAAAAAGCAUGGAAAAGAAGAAGAGAACGCUAUAAAAGGAAGCAAUGUUAACGAUAAUACUAGGAGCUACAGAACAUCUCGCAGUCCUGAAAAGGAAGAAUCUAAUAAAAGGAUGGCCAAAUAUAAUCGCGUUAUGGAUCCUGAUCCCAAAACGUCUCCGAAAAAAAAAGAACAAAAGGACAAUGUACAGAUUCAGAGGGCUGAACUAAAACCAACACCGGCGGAGGAAAUACACCAAGUUAAAAGAAGACAGUAUGAUGUUCGAUCAGCCAGAGAGGUUAUCAUUUUAUUUACAGAAGACGAUAAAAACAUCUACAGUGACACCGAAGGUAAAAUGUCCAGCUUUAAAAAACGCCGAUCUGUUGCGUUUUCUGACGAAGGAGAUUUGAAACUGACAGUCACAGAUUGCGAAGAUCUAAAACAUUUAAUACAAGUUGAAUCAAUCGAUCAACUAGAAAAUGAGCCACCAUGUGAACACGAAGACGUUUUCCACUGUAGGUCAAACGAGGAGACAGAUAGUGAAGAAGACGUACAAAUCUUUCAAGGCGGAGCUAUUGAAAAUGUAGGAAAUACACAAUCUUUAGAAACAGGACACUGCAUAAAAUAUAGCACAAAAAUCGAACAACCUUGUUUCCAUGAAUGGAUAGUAGAGCCAAAGAAACGAGAGGCAUGUGAAACUUUUGGAAGUGAUGACGAAGACGAACGUUUGGAAGACUCCUCCCAUAGUAUGGUAAAUAGAUGCUUCCAGGUCAAAAUGAAACAAAGCAAUGAAAAGAAUGGUAGUAAUUCGGAGCAUUCUUUGUCGAACUCUAAAAGAACACAAAUAAGAAACACCUGCCAAUGUAAUUAUAUAUUAAAGCGUGCCAUUGAAAAUGAAGCUGUAACAACAUUGCAAGAACGUUGGUGUCGUUGCGAAAUACCGUCGUGCGAAGUGUGCCAGACGGGUUGUGCGUGUACAGUUGUGAAUCAUGCCGAAACGGAAGCAUCGCCAAGCAUGCCGACGUAUCAUACUGCAGUACAGAGUUAUGGGACUACAGCAUGUGCCCCGAAGUACCGUGCCCCAACCGGGCCGAUUAAGGGCAAAGUUAUAAAGGAAAUGACAGAAAGAGUUGUCUGGCCCGACGGUGAUGACGUGACACUAGAAUACACAGAUGAGACUGCGAAACCAAGGAGUAACAGAAAAGACACUGUAAAAGCCACAAGAUCGACGUCAACCAUUGCGAAGGCGGUCGCAGAUGUCAGCACUAUCACUUCAGAUUGGUGGAGCCCGAUGUUUGAGAGAAAACCGAUGCGGAGAAAAAGGGACCUUGUACUAAUCGAAAAUGACUGGCAUGAAAAUAAAUAUAAAGAUCCCAACGCGAAAUGGGAUCCAUUGAUAUAUCGUGACGGACAUCACGAUUUAGGUGCCGUUCUUUCAGCGUCUAACUAUUUAUUACAGUCGGAGGAGUACUACAACAAGAAAAAUCCCGUAAGCGAAAAGCCAAGUUUCAAAAUGUAUCGCCAGUCGAGAAAAGGUCCUAAGGCAAGGAGACUGAAGGAGUGCCACCCGGUUCGUAAAAAAAUGCAUAGCAGCUCUGAUGUGAAAAUCACACCAAAAUGGCGGCCAAUCGUCUCCGAGGAACAAGCUCACGCCCUGAUGCAUUACAAAAGCAUGAGGAACCCCAUGGAGAAAAAAAAGAAUCACAGAAAAGUGAAACAAGAAAAGGAUAAUGAACAGUACCCGUCUUUGCAAACAAACUUGAAUAUAUGGUCACCCAGUGUUUUUUCGAGCAGCUAAUGAUUUAUUUGUGAAAUGUGGAAGUUUUGUGUCAUUGAAUAAAGUAUCUAGUAAAAA